CACCAGCACAGUUCUCGCCGGCGAAGCAAAACAAUCUCCAGUCUGAGCAGCCCAAAAUUGGAGUACAAUCCGUAUGGGAUAUAUAGUCAUCACAACUUACAGAGUAUUGGUUCUGCCUUUGGAAACGGCAACGAGAAAAACGAAUGCGAUCUGAUGUUGACCAAUCCGACUUCAUUGCCCAAUGACUAUUUACCAAUUGCUUUCCAAGAAGAAGUUCAAUUUUUGGAAGACAAAUACGAGCUAUCUGAGAAAAGUGUAAUCUUUGGAGGCUCGGCGACUAUCAGAAAGAUAUACACGAAAGCUGAUCUUCAGCAGUCCCGCUUUUACGCGUUGAAGAAGUUUUCGAUAUACACGGGAGAAUCACAGGAGAAAUACUACAGCAGGGUCGCAACGGAAUAUACCAUAACUCGAAGCAUUGCACAUUUACAUAGUAUACCCUGCUAUGAACUAUUACAAUUGCCUGUUACCCUCCAACGAGCGUGGGGAAUGGUAUUAGAUUACUACGAAUAUGACUUGUACAAGCUAGUAAGAAACCCGGAUUGGAAGAAAGUGGCUUUUGCCGAGAAAAUGUGCAUCUUCAAGCAGGUUUGCUUUGGCCUCAAAUACAUCCACGAGCAAGAUAUCACACAUCUCGACAUCAAAGCAGAUAAUAUCAUGGUGGCAAGAAACGGUUUGAUGAAAAUAACCGAUUAUGGGUGCUCCGAGAUAGGACACGAAGAGUAUGGCAAUUUCACCAGUAAAGUGGCAUGUAAAGCUACCCGCUUGGGCACCCCACCUUACCAGCCUCCAGAAGUUGCGAAAUACGGGUUGCUUGACAAGGAGUCCCGCCAGCCGUAUUGUCCAUUUCGGUUUGAUUACUGGUCUCUUGGAGUUCUUUUGUUUGUAGUGGUCUUGGGGAAAAGUCCUUUUGUUUCCGCACGUGACUCGGAUCUCGGGUUUCAGCUCUACAAGAAGGAAUAUCUUAAGUUCAUAGAGGCGAAUUCGUUGUUCUCGCAAGACAAGAGUGACUCUAUCCCCAAAAAUGGAAACUUCAGCAAUCCUCACGGAAACGAUCCUAACUUCAUCUAUCUUUUUUGGAGAUUAUGCGAUCCAAACCCGGCAACGCGUAUGACUCUACCCAAACUGUUUCACAACAAAUUCUUCCAAAAGCUUGAGAUGUGUGUUGAU
Molecule: messenger RNA, 1167 nt
Organism: Pichia membranifaciens NRRL Y-2026
Lineage: Eukaryota; Fungi; Ascomycota; Pichiomycetes; Pichiales; Pichiaceae
Exons: 1
Biological process (GO): protein phosphorylation; intracellular signal transduction
Cellular component (GO): nucleus
Molecular function (GO): protein serine/threonine kinase activity; ATP binding
Source: RefSeq, a predicted model, not a curated record